Messenger RNA from Phycodurus eques (leafy seadragon), 627 nucleotides. RefSeq lists its product as uncharacterized. The transcript has 2 exons. The annotation marks the transcript as partial. NCBI's taxonomy places the organism in Eukaryota, Metazoa, Chordata, Actinopteri, Syngnathiformes, Syngnathidae. The record is from RefSeq and is a predicted model, not a curated record.
AUGAAAAAUGGAAAGGCAGUUGGUCCUGAUGACAUUCCUGUGGAGGUAUGGAAGCAUCUAGGAGAGGUGGCUGUGGAGUUUUUGACCAGCUUGUUCAAUAGAAUUCUAGCCCAUGAGAAGAUGCCUGAGGAAUGGAGGAAAAGUGUACUCGUGCCCAUUUUUAAGAACAAAGGUGAUGUGCAGAGCUGUGGGAACUAUAGAGGAAUAAAGUUGAUGAGCCACACAAUGAAAAAAAAAAGUACCACAGAUGCAUUAUUUGCCUUGAGGAUGUUGAUGGAAAAGUACAGAGAAGGUCAGAAGGAGCUACAUUGUGUCUUUGUAGAUCGAGAGAAAGCCUAUGACAGAGUACCCAGAGAGGAACUGUGGUACUGCAUGCGGAAGUCUGGAGUGGCAGAGAAGUAUGUUAGAAUAAUACAGGACAUGUACGAGGGCAGCAGAACAGCGGUGAGGUGUGCUGUAGGUGUGACAGACGAAUUUAAGGUGGACGUGGGACUUCAUCAGGGAUCAGCCCUGAGCCCCUUCCUUUUUGCAGUGGUGAUGGAUAGGCUGAAAGAUGAGGUUAGACUGGAAUCCCCGUGGACCAUGAUGUUUGCAGAUGACAUUGUGAUCUGCAGUGAAAGCAGGGAG